AUGAAUAAAGAUGGACUUGAAACUAAAUUGCAAUUUCUUUAAUAAGAAGUAAAAUAACUUCAAGAAGAGAAUAAAGAACUCAGAUAGUUACUAUAACUUAACAAAGAAGUGAUAAAAAUUCAAAAAGAAUGUACAUUUAAUUCUGUACUUUUUGAAACUAUAUAUUAAGCAAUCAAAUAAAAAUUAUAAUAGAAAAGAAGAUAAUUACGUCAAGUAAGGAGAAAAUAAUUCUGAAAGAGGAUUCUAAUCAUUGUUUUCAUAAUUGUAUGAAGAAAAUAAUUAAUUAUAUGCUUUCAAUGAAGUAAUUACAAAAUAAAGAGAUGAAGCAAGAAGCUAAGUACUUAUUGUAGUCUAGUAAAGGCGUUAAUCUUUGAAUAAAUUUGUGAAGAUUCAAAUCAACGCAAUAUAGAACUUUAAUUGGAAAGGCAGAAUCAAUUAUUAGAUUUAUAAAGAAAAUUAAAUGAGAAAGAUUAACAAAUAAUUUCAUUGACAGAGUAAUUGUUUGAGUUUAAGAGCAAAAAGAAGAUCAAAUAAAAGAUAGUAUACAAAUAUAAAUAUUAUUUUAAAGAUGGUCUCUCCUACUGAAGAUGUUUUUGCAGUACUGAAUCAAAUAGAAUAGAUGAGAAUGUUAAUAGGUGAAAUGAUAAAAGAGAAUAAGUAAUUAAGAGAAGAAAAGAAUAAGUUAUAAAUUCUUAUUGAUGUCCUAUAAAAAUAAACAAUAAUUAAACCAGAUUAUACUCCUCCAAUACUUUCUCCAAAUAGAAGUAAUGAUGAAAGUCCUAAAUAUAACAAUUUCAAAGAAAAUAAAUAAAUCUCAGGUGUAAAAGUAGACGAUUCAAGUUAUGUUGAAAUAUUACCAGCUAAAGUGAAUAUUCAAUAUUAAAAAAAUUCUAAUGUACCUGUACCAAAACUUGAUUUAGCAAAAGCUUAAAAAUUACAAUAAUUAAAUAUCCAAAAGCAAGAAGAAAUUGAAGAAAAAGAAGAAAUUGAAAUAAAAGCAUUUAAAUUAUAAUAAUAAGUAAAAAACAAUUAGCAGAAAGCUUAAACACCAUCAGCUGGUAAUGCUCUAAAUAUGUUUGCCAGUCCAAAUAAAUUAUGUGUCUAAUUGAAUUAAUUAAGCGACUAAAACAAAUCAUUAUAAAAAGAACUUGCUUAAUGUAGAUAGAAAUUAUAGAAUGAAAUUUUGCUCUCAAAAACUUUAGAAGAUUAAGUGAAUGAAUUAGAAAGAAAAAUAAUAGAUUUAGAAAAUGUAAAUGAAAUCUUAAUUAAUUCUUAAAUUAAAUAUGAAUAAAAAUGGUAGAAAAUUCAUUUAUAGUAUAUCACAUAUAAGGAAUACUUUGAAUCUAAUGAUUAAAUAUAUGAAAGUGCUAGAGAUAAUAGAUAUACCUUAUAAACUAUGAUAAGUUUACCUAUGUCUGCAAAACAUAGAAAAUCAAAUGUUUCUCAAAAUUUAAGGGAGAUUGCCUACGCUCUCUAUAAUAAAUGCAAAAUAGAAGAAAGACUCAAAAAUAUAGAAUUUAAAAAUAUAUCAAACAAAAAAAGAUCAUCAUCACUUUGA
Paramecium pentaurelia is the source of this 1558-nucleotide messenger RNA. The record is from the annotation of a GenBank genome assembly. Lineage: Eukaryota; Ciliophora; Oligohymenophorea; Peniculida; Parameciidae.